AAUUGGCAAAGGAGAGUACUGAUGUGGAAGCCGAAUCACAGCAGAUCACAGAGUUGGUUGGCGACCUGAAAAUCCGUUUGGGCGCCUUAUCGGCCAUUAAAUCGGAUGAUCGAGUCAAAUCUAUUCAAAAUCAACUAAACAGUCUUAUCGAGCGUUCACAAGGUCUAACGUCCAUGGUUCAGGGGGCUCGGAACACAAACCUCCAGCUUCGUGAAAUUCUGGGACAAUACUUGGAUACGUUUAAACGAUUCACCACACCCAUGGAAAAAUUGGUUGCUGAACUUCCGUCGGUUAAUCCGUUUGUGGAAGACGAGUCACUGAAGGAAACAAUGAACAAAGCGAAACGUCUGUUUGACAAAGUUGACGAAAUGCGACGUCAGCGCACGGAUUUCAUUACUCAGCUUCGUGAGGCGUUGCACCAAGACGAUAUUACCGGUGAUUUGUUGGCUUCAGCGGUCAAUCGUGAGCAGUCUGAUUUGGAAGAACUGUUUAAGACCCGUCUAAAAAAGCAUGACUAUCUAGUCGGUUUGCUGCGUCAAAAUUUGGCCGCACAGGAGAAUAUUGAAUCGGCAUUGAUUGAUUUGAACGCGGAGUUCGCACCUCAGGCGAUCAAACUUCGGGAAACUCGACAGAAAAGAGCCACUGAGCUAGAACAGCUUGUGGCCUCGGGCAAAGCAUAUGCCGAUGUUGUGCAAAAGUGUCAGGAGGGCUUGCGAUUCUACGAAGAGUUGACACGUCGGUUGACGGAAUUGCAAAAGGAAGUAGAACAGGUAGCCGAACGUCUUGCUCUCGAGGAAUCACGUUCCGUAGUGGAACCCAUACCGCCGCGCGCGAUCUCUUCGACGAGCUCUACAAUGCCAGGUUGGUGGCUCAUUCAUUUUCGUCAUGGGCGUGUCUGUGUCUCGUACAUCAUUAAUUCAUCAUUUAUUUUAUUACGUGAACUUUUUCCAGAGAGCCGGCAAAUGUCCCACAACACAUAA
Messenger RNA from Echinostoma caproni, 980 nucleotides. The record is from the annotation of a GenBank genome assembly. Lineage: Eukaryota; Metazoa; Platyhelminthes; Trematoda; Plagiorchiida; Echinostomatidae.